AUGCUUCGCACUGUCACCUCAACGACCCGUACUGCCUCGGCACCUUCUGCGCUUGUUUUGAGACGCAACUAUGCGACCCGCUAUGGAGAUGAAGGUGGAUACGGCAACUGGAGCAACAGCGGUAUCGGGAGCCCAAGGAAGUCAUUGCCCAUCAACACUGUUGUCAAGUUUGUGCCACAGCAGGAAGCAUGGAUUGUUGAGCGCAUGGGACGAUUCCACAGGACUCUGGAGCCAGGACUGCAGAUUCUUAUGCCCUUCUUGGACCGUGUGAGAUAUGUUAAGAGCCUCAAGGAAGUCGCCAUUGAAAUUCCCAGUCAGAGCGCCAUUACCCAAGACAACGUUACCUUGGAUCUGGAUGGUGUUCUGUACUUCCGAGUGGUCGACCCUUACAAGGCAUCAUAUGGUGUCGAGGAUGCCGAGUUCUCUGUUGCCCAACUUGCUCAGACAACCAUGCGUGCUGAGAUUGGUCAAAUGACUUUGGAUCGUACGUUGGCGGAGAGAGCGCACUUGAACUCCAACAUUGUCGAAGCUAUCAACACUGCAGCAGCGGACUGGGGAAUCCAGUGCCUUCGUUAUGAAAUACGGGAUAUUCACCCUCCUGCAAAGGUUGUCGAGAGCAUGCACCAGCAAGUCUCGGCCGAACGUACCAAGCGUGCCCAGAUUUUGGACUCUGAGGGUUCUCGCCAGGCUGCUAUUAACGUUGCCGAGGGUCUCAAGCAGUCGACGAUUCUCCAGUCCGAGGCCGACAGGGCAGAGCAGAUCAACAGGGCUACGGGAGAGGCUGAGGCUAUUCUUUUGAGGGCGCAGGCUAGUGCUGAGGGUAUUCGUCGAAUUGCAGAUGCCAUUACCAGCACUCCAGGAGGACACCACGCUGUGUCGUUGACUGUUGCUGACAAGUAUGUGGAUGCCUUUGCCCAGCUUGCCAAGGAGACCAACACGCUUAUCUUGCCAGCCAGUGCCAAUGAUGCAGCCGGAAUGGUUGCUCAGGCCUUGACGAUCUACGAUGGUAUCACCAAGAAGCGUGGAUUUGAUACAGCACCAACAGUGUCAUCCGGAAACUUUGGCUCCUCUCAAUAA
This is a messenger RNA of Linnemannia hyalina, 1077 nucleotides long. NCBI's taxonomy places the organism in Eukaryota, Fungi, Mortierellomycota, Mortierellomycetes, Mortierellales, Mortierellaceae. The record is from the annotation of a GenBank genome assembly.